This is a messenger RNA of Fulvia fulva, 705 nucleotides long. RefSeq lists its product as uncharacterized. Gene Ontology annotation, molecular function: protein binding. The record is from RefSeq and is a predicted model, not a curated record. Lineage: Eukaryota; Fungi; Ascomycota; Dothideomycetes; Mycosphaerellales; Mycosphaerellaceae. Bases 1 to 705 code for a protein of 234 amino acids. The transcript has a single exon.
AUGUCUGCCGCCGCCAAAGUCUUCGCAAUCCUAGAGCUACUCGAACAGAUCCUCCUCGUGUUGCCGCCGAAAGACGUCCUCCUCGCACAGCGCAUGAGUACCGACUUCCGAGACACCACUCGGGACUCCCCACAACUCCAAGAACACCUCUACCUACGCGAGCCUACCAGACCACCACAAUUUCACAUAUACAAUGACCUGGUCGUUAAGCAUACCCUGGAAUGCGGCUUCUAUGAUCGAACUAUCAUCCGUCUAUCAGGCGUUGAAAGGAUCGAGUUAUCGCUGUCCCAACGCCCCAAACUCACAAUCUACGGCCUUGACACACGACGGGUCAGGACUCUUCUCGCCGGCAGCGCCUCGUGCCUUGAGAUGUAUAUCCUUCACGCAUGCAACGACGAAGGCAUCCAGAUCGUCGUAGAGCAGGACAUUGCACGAGUAGAGGGGGGAACGCUGGUUCGGAAAGGUAGCUACGUUGCCGAGAUCGUUGUGCGAAAUACCACGCUAAGGGAGGUGUUGAUAUUCAUGGUUAGACUGGCUGAGAUCGCGGAAGAGCUGGGUAAACUUGCGACACACAAUGCAGAGGGCAAAUUUAACAUCUUGGCGAAGGUUGCUGGACCAGCUGUGGCAUCGAAGGAGUCUCUUGAGAUGCUGAUUGCGGAUAUCGUGAUGGAGGAGCCGAAGUUCACGCCGCGCGAUUACCCGUAG